AUGUUCGAUGAGAUUCGAUACGAGCUCGACGGUGUGGAGAUUGAUCGAAACAGAAACGUCGGAAUAACCAGCACCCUCAAGAACUAUGUAACUAUGUCAGCUGCCAGAAGCGUAAUCGCGAGGAACGCCGGCUGGGAUCCGUGGAAUCCUCCGAACGGAUACUUUAAUUUUUGCGUACCGCUCAACAUGCUGUUGGGAUUUUGUGAAGAUUACAGACGCGUGGUGAUCAACGCUCGCCAUGAGCUGAUUUUAAUACGCGCGCGUAACGAUAACAAUUGUCUGAUGGGAAGUUCAGAAUUGGAGCCGAAGAUUGAAUUACUCAAAGUUCAGUGGCGAAUGCCGCAUGUGUUACUGAACGAGAUAAAUAAACUGUCGAUGCUGCGUGCUCUGGAAAGCGGGCGAUACCUCAGCAUGGCAUUUCGUUCUUGGGAUCUAUAUGAGUAUCCUUUAUUGCAAAGCACAACCAAACAUUCGUGGGCCAUCAAGACCGCUACUCAGCUCGAGAAGCCUCGAUACGUCGUUUUCGCUCUGCAGGCUGGUCGGAAGAAUAACAUGUCUGAAAACAUGAGUCGAUUCGAUCAUUGCAAAUUAAUCAACGCAAAACUCUAUUUAAACUCGGAAUGUUAUCCGUACGAUGAUUUGAAUCUAGAUUUUGAUAAAAAUAAAUGGUCGAUUCUGUACGACACGUACGCACAUUUCUGUAAAAACUAUUACGGAUAUGAUUAUCUCGAGCCGAAUCAAUCCGUCACCAUGUUUCGACAUAAUGGUCCAUUCGUGAUUAUCGAUUGCUCUCGACAAAACGAAUCGAUCAAGAGCGCAACCGUGGACGUACGCUUAGAAUUUGAAUGCAGAGAAAACGUGCCCGCGAACACUACCGCGUACUGUCUCAUUAUACACGAUCGUGUGAUUCAGUACAACCCGUUGACCAACGUUGUGCGCAAAAUUACCUAA
Messenger RNA from Monomorium pharaonis (pharaoh ant), 951 nucleotides. RefSeq lists its product as uncharacterized. NCBI's taxonomy places the organism in Eukaryota, Metazoa, Arthropoda, Insecta, Hymenoptera, Formicidae. Bases 1 to 951 code for a protein of 316 amino acids. The record is from RefSeq and is a predicted model, not a curated record. The transcript has a single exon.